UAUUGUCGUUUAUUUCUGAUAUAAGCUCUAGAGACCACGAAUGUUUAAAAAAUAUUGUACAAAAAAUUUCAAUUGUUAAUAACUAUUUUCAUUUCAAUUUUUUUUUGAAAAUUCUUUUACGAUAUAAAUUGUAACAAUCUACACUAUUCGAAAAUAUUUUGAAUUUUGUUUUCUACAAGUGUUGGUGACAUAGGGGUUUCAAUAUUAUUGAGAUCACACUUGGAUCAACACAAUGAACAACACAUCAAUCAUUGUUGAGCAGUCACCGAACUUUCAAUUUCUCUCCGUUUGUCACUACAUUACUCUUCUUGGUACUUUUUUUCACAAUACAAAUUUUAUAACAUUUGAGCAGCAAAGUCAACCUGACAUUGUUGUCAACACUUUAAUUGAGUAUCUAACGAUUGCGAAGAAUGAAACCCGCUCGAAACAUUUCCUUUUAAGUACAAUACUAAAAGGAACUGAUCUCUAUGGUGGUGAAAAAGGUGAAAAACUUGACAAGAAAUAUGUAAAUGAAACCUUUAAGUACUUCAUUAAUGGGGUACUAUUUCCCAACUAUAGCAACAUUAAUUUGUAUUUGGCUGAAAUGAUUCAGAAUUCAGAUAAUUUAAAUUACUCAAUUUUUAAGAAAACCGUGUAUAAUCAUCUCUUGCAACAUCACUUCAAUUGGGAAUACUGUUCGCAAAAAAAUUACACAUCAACACUACCUCAAUUGACAAUUAAAAAAAUUUUCGACGAAUACAUUUGGUCAAUUUUUCCCCAACCCGAAGAAGACAUGAGCAUAAUGGACGUUAAAUACAUGUAUUCAAUGGUAGGUUUAAAUAUCCUCAGGUCCACGUCAUUGGAUGAACCAAAUCUUUCGUUCUCGGAAUAUAUUUUAAUCUCGCGAGAACUUGAUUUGCAGCAUAUCGAUAAUGAAACCUAUAAAAUUGUAUUACAGUAUUACUCAACUGCAGCUUUAUUUUUUUAUGCCUCUAAAGGCAAAGGAAUAAAUAAAAUUAAUUUAAAUGAUGAAUUUUGGAGACAAGCUUAUAAAAUUUUAUUUACCGAAAUUGAUAUCAAAAUGAAUGAAAUUGUAAGUAAAGAAAUUGAGAAUAGUUUGCCUUACAAACUGGAAAGGCAAAUCAAUAAUACCAAAACUCGGACGAUGAUUGCCCGAGAAAUACUUCUUCUUUAUUGUUUUCCUUCUGUCCAUGGUGUCUAUAUAGAAACACUUGUGUACUUGUAUAAAACCCUGUACCUUUGGACACUAAAAUCUGUACUCCAGCGAGAUUGCAAAACAAGUCAUUUUCCAGAUUUAAAUAAUGUAUUUUUUAAGCAAUUUCCAAAAAUAGAAAAACUGUACAAAGAAAUAAUAAGAAAUUCAAUUUCGAAUGUCUUAAUCGACGGUGGUUUAUUAGAAAAAAUGAAUCCAAAUGUUACAGUAAAUUCUGCAAAACUAAUAUUUCCCAUGAAAUGUUACGAUGAUUGUAAUAUCGACCUAAAAAUAAACGAAGACAUACAUGUAAUAUUUGCAAUAAUUAAAAACAAAAAAAAAGAAUACUACGCUAUUAGACAAGUGAAAGAUGAAUUGACAUUAAUUACAAGAAAUGGAAAUGAAAAAGAAUUUCUUAGCGCUAUUACUAAUCCUAAAUAUUUAAAACUGGUCACAUCAGUUAAAGAGAAUUUACUUGAACAGUCAACGUAUAAAUAUAAAAAUGAAAAUUAUAAAUUUUUUGUUGAAAGAAUUGCCAAUAUGAAGACAAAGCUGUUUAUAACAAACAUGACAGAAGAAUAUUAUGAGGAAACUCUUGAUGAAAAAAUUUCCAAUAUCGUGAAAAUUUUUAUCCCAUUAUACAAUUGUAUUGAAAGUUCAAUAGCAGGUGACAUAAGUGGAGCCACGUUAAGUUGUAGCCUGGAUAUUUUAAGUUUUAUGCCAAUUAUAGGUUUAUUUGCAUCAACUUCAUUUAAGAUAGUCAACAGUGUCGGAGGUUCAAUUGUUAAGAAUAUUUAUAUUGCAAACGCUGUUGCAAAGACAGCCGGAAUUGUGACCAAAAUGUCAUUAACUGCAGCGUUAAAGGCAAUUACAAAAGAUUCUGUUAUUACAAUCGCAAAACAAAUUUUAACUAAAGAAUUCUCUAAAGCUUUAACAAUAGCCUCGCUUCGAACACUAGAUCCUGGAUUUGAAUUACUUUACUCAAUGGGCCGCUUUAGUUUUAAAAUGUUAGGAAAACUGGUUAAAAAUUUUGAAUUAAUUUUUAAAACUAUAUCACAAGCUAAAAAUUUUAUAUUAUCACUAAAAACCUUAUUAAUGAACAUGCAACGAAAUAUGCAUCUGUUAACUGAUAUAAGGGGAUUAGUACCAAAGGUUUUAUUGAAGAAAAAUAAUUAUGACAUUGUUAGAUACCAUUAUCCUGGUGGUUCACAUUUAUUUGGACCUGAGUGCAUAAGAUCAAUUGACACGAUUGCCGAAUUAAGAACCGUGCAAGGAGCUUCAUAUAAGCUUCCAGUUGUUCCAGUAAAAUCACCAGGUGAAAUAUUUUACAAACAAUUUGUUCCAGAAACUGGUGAUAUAAUUGGACCCAACUUAAAAAUGGAUAAAAAUGAUCUGCUUCUUCGAGUUAAAUUUAUGGUAGCGGAUAUGGUGGCUAAUGGACCAGAAAUGAAAAUAACUCGUGAUUAUCAUGUCUAUCAUAAUACAAUAGAAUGGAAAAUAAAACCUUCGAAGGAAUACAACGGAAAAUUAGUGUUAAUAAAAGUACCUCAUCCACUUCCGGAAACAUCUAAUGCGCUAGAAAAAAUAAGUAAUAAUGUUCAUUCAAAGAACGAAAACGCGCCUGUAAAUUUAAAUCAACAACUCAGUACAUUGGAAAAUAAUUCUCCACAACUUCCUAAUCUCCACCCUCAUCCACUUUCGGUAACAACCAAUGUGCUGGAAGAAGUAGAUUAUAUUACUUCAAUGCUUAAAGAAGGCGAUAUAUCAAAUAGUUUCGAAUUCUCAACAGUACAAAUGCAAAGAUUGCAAGAAUUUUUGGAUAAUAUCCCCGGAACGUCGAGACAAACUUUACAAAUUAAACCAAAAGUAAAUAUUGAAAAAGUCGAAAUAAUACCAGAGGGUUACGAUCAUUCUUCACAAUAUGUAAAACAAAUACUAGAAGGAUUGAAAGAAAAUCAAAAUCUAAAUCCAAAUAAAAGAAAAUUAGAUACAAUGUCAGAAAUUAAAGAAAAUAUUGCAUCACAUCAACAUGAAACACAAGAUUUAUUGGAUAAUAUCCCCGGAACGUCAAGACAAAAUGUACAGCAAAAUCCAAAUUUAAGCAAAGAAAAAGUAAAUACAGUAUCCGAAGGUUUAGAGAACACUUUACAACGGGAAAAAAUGCAAACAUUGGUGUUUACCUCCGGGACAUCAAUAAAACGUUUUAAAAAUAAUCCAAAGUACUACAAAGCUGUGUUGAAAGUCGCAAAGUACAAAGAAUAUGUAAAUUUAUUAAAAUUAUGGAGAAACAAUGGUUUAAAAUUUAUGAUGACAAAAGAAAAUGAAAUAUAUAAUUUCCGUCAUGCGUUAAAUUCUCUAGCUCAUCUUCAAUUGAAUCAUGGAUAUCCGUUAAGAAUUCCACGUAAACUGUAUCACACUCAAAUAAUGGAUGGAGUAGAAAAUGUUGAUUUAUUAAUUAAUUUGAAAACAAAAGAUUUUUUCUUUAAUGACAUUACUAUUUUGACAUAUAAAAAAUCAAUGCCACUAUUACAAUUAAAAGAUUCAGAAAUACAAGUACAAUACAGCUUAACAAUUAAUUCUCCAUAUGGAAUUGUAGACUUAACUCAUAUUCAUGAAGACUUUGUAAGUGACUACAUAACAUUUGGCGACGUAGUAUUUACAGUAAAGGAUAGUUCUUUUAUUGAAAGUAACAAGAUUUUGAAUAUCCAAUUAGAGCAAAAAAAAAUGUCAUUAAGUCACUGGUUUCAAUUUUUAGAGAAUGAUUUAAAAGAAUUGUUGCAGAUGGAAAAAAAUUUAAAAUUACCAAGAGUGAGUGACAUUGAAAAUCACGCCAGCAUCUUAUCCAACAGUCGUCCGCUGACUUCCUUGAAAUCAGCAAAAAGAAAACUCGAAGAGUAUAUUUUAAGCAUAAAACCAAGUUUAAAUGUUCCAAGUUAUAAUGAAUUUGCCAAUGAAAUAUUAAGUGGUAAAUUUACGCAUUAUUAUGAGGAUUGGAAAAUAGCUUUUCAUCCGUAUAUUCAGGACUUGUUACUUAAAAGUCAUUUAGAUAAUAUUUUUGCAGAAAGUCAUGCAGAAAGAAGAAUUCAGGAGAUAUAUGGUUUAACCUAUUCUCAAGAUAUAAGUACAGCUUUUUCUAAAUAUAAUAAGAUUAAAGAUAUUAGACAGCAUCUUCGAUUUGAGGAUUAUUAUAUUUUAUAUUCCUAUACGAAGAGAAAGAGUUUAUUAAAUAUUGAUGGACAAAGACGAAUGGAUGCUGCAAUUAAUCGACUAGCGCUUAGACAAAGUGACACAGACAGAGUAGACUUAAUGUUUCAUCGUGCUGAAAUUAUAAGCGAAGAUUAUGCUUCGUACCUUUUAUCACUCGGGAAGAAAAAAUUUAUUACAUUUGAAGAGAAUAUUAUGUUAUAUCCAGAUCGUGAAAUGGAAUUAGAUAAUUGUCUGAAGAUGACGCGUACUUCAAAUCAAAUGCCAUUAAUAAUGGAUAUUAGAUUGAAAAAUGCGGCUGGUCUUGCUGACGUUACUAGUGUCAUUUCCGACGAAACUCAUCCAUUUUAUGUCAUGACAUCGAGGUCUGAAUUUAUUUUGGAGGAUAAUGUAUAUAUUGACACAAUUGAAGGUGUGGAAGUGCUGAUUAUGAAAAUAGAGGAUGGUGGAAGUCCAACGGAAAAAAGAAUGGUUAAUAUCGCAAAGAAUCUUCAGGAAUUAUUUUCUACAAAUACCAAGUUUUACUCGGAAUUUGGUAAUUAGAUUUUAGUAAAAUUUCUUGUUUUUAUAAUAAUAGACACAGUGUGCGUGUCACAUAGAUACCAUUAAUCAACGUAUUGGUGCUGACCAUUAAUUAAACAUGUUUUUGUUAAAUUUAGUUAUAAGUCGUUAUUAUAUAUGUAUAAUUGAAAUAUUUUAUAUUACUUCAAAUUUAAUUUUUUUAACAUUCUCAUCAUAAUGAGAAAGUAUUACAUUUGCCCGAUUUUGACCAAUAUCUAAUUCUUGUGAAUCUCCACGUUUCAAGACAUCCUGAUGCCAAAAAAAUAGGUUUUAAACAAAUGUUUGUAUGUAUGUAUGUAUGUCUGUAGACAAAAAAGUUGUCUCGACGAUAACUUGAGUAAAUUUUAAUUAAUCGACCUCAAAUUUGUUUUGCACUUUAAGUUCACCAAAAUCUCGCCUGAGUUCGUUGGGCAGACAAUUUCGUCAAAAUACAACAAAAUUAUUGAAAUUUUUAAUUUUCAAAAAUUUUCAUUUUUCAAAAAAAAAUUUUUUUUCAAUUUGUUUUUGAAAAAUGUGAGUCAAAUGAAACACUUUUUUCCUUUAUCAUUUUUUGAUUGGAGUGAAAACAAGAAAGUUACUCAUUUUUUUAUAAUUUUUAAUUUUCAAAAAUUUUUAUUUUUCAAAAAAAAAUUUUUUUCAAUUUUUUUUUUAAAAUAUGAGUAAAAUGAAACACUUUAUUCCUUUAUCAUUUUUUGAUUGGAGUGAAAACAAGAAAGUUACUCAUUUUUUUAUAAUUUUUAAUUUUCAAAAAUUUUCAUUUUUCAAAAAAAAAAUUUUUUUUCAAUUUUUUUUUGAAAAACAUGAGUAAAAUGAAACACUUUUUUCCUUUAUCAUUUUUUGAUUAGAGUGAAAACAAGAAAGUUACUCAUUUUUUUAUAAUUUUUAAUUUUCAAAAAUUUUCAUUUUUCAAAAAAAAAAUUUUUUUUAAUUUUUUUUUGAAAAAUGUGAGUCAAAUGAAACACUUUUUUCAGUUAGCAUUUUUUGAUUCGAGUGAAAACAAGAAAGUUACUCAUUUUUCUUAAAAAAUGACAAACAAAAACGGAUGAAAAAUGGGUAAAAUGCAGGGCAAAAUUACUUUAUUUUGAAAAAGUAUGUGCGACUAUGUAUUAUUUCUCUUUAAACCACCUUAAAUUAACAGAAAUUAAAGUAACUUACUCAUAAAAUACCGAA
Molecule: messenger RNA, 6127 nt
Organism: Leptopilina boulardi
Lineage: Eukaryota; Metazoa; Arthropoda; Insecta; Hymenoptera; Figitidae
Exons: 2
Coding region: 233-4939 (1568 amino acids)
Source: RefSeq, a predicted model, not a curated record